Molecule: messenger RNA, 1537 nt
Organism: Toxorhynchites rutilus septentrionalis
Lineage: Eukaryota; Metazoa; Arthropoda; Insecta; Diptera; Culicidae
Gene: Vdup1
Product: arrestin domain-containing protein 4
Exons: 5
Coding region: 317-1333 (338 amino acids)
Biological process (GO): protein transport
Cellular component (GO): cytoplasm
Source: RefSeq, a predicted model, not a curated record
UCAGACUCACACAAACUGUUUGUCCCACACAUACUGUGGUUACCCAUCCACUCAACAUAGCAUGCAACAUCCGUACUAUAAUGCAUGAUCAAUUGCUGUUCUUGGCUUCGUACAGACAAAAGAAAUGUUAGAAAGGUGUUCCCUUUGGAGAUAUGUGAAAAUUGUGGCUCAAUGAAUAUACAUUUGGUGUUUCUGGAUGUUCACUUCAACAUAACUGCAUGUGAAAUAGAAACUCAGGGUUAAGUGAGUUUCGAUAUUCGGCGUUUCAAUGAACAUUUUGAAGCUGUGCAUAAGUGAUAAAAUUAAUUGAUGAAUCAUGCCGAGGAAACUCUUGAAAUUCCUCAUCUUGUUUGACAACUCCUCCCUAUUGUAUUUUCCUGGUCAGUUUCUGUCCGGGAGGGUAUUACUCGAGCUGCAAGAAAAUACAUCAUUAUUAGGAUUACAUUUUCAUGUUGUCGGAGAGUGUGUGGUGCGUGUACGAUCAGGGCGCCAUGAGCGAUCAUACGAUAAAGAGAACUAUAUUGACUUCCGAAUGCGAUUGUUGGGCGACACUGAACAGCAAGGAGCAACAGUGCUGUCACCUGGAAUACACAGUUUCCCGUUCAAAUUAGGCUUACCAAUAGAUCUGCCGUCCACAUUUCUGGGGCGGUAUGGAUGGGUCCAAUAUUUCUGCAAAGCAGCACUACGAGAGCCAUCUGGAUUGAUACACAAAAACCACCAAGUCUUCAUCGUCAUGAAUCCAAUUAAUUUGAACACAGAACAACCUUAUUUAGCAGAUCCAUUUAGAUGUAAUAUUGAACACAACUUGGGAGUAGCUUGUGUUGGCGGUGGGAUCGUCAAAUGCAAGAUAAUACUUGAUAGGGGAGGAUACGUUCCCGGAGAGUCUAUCAUGAUCACAGCGACCGUAACAAAUUCUAGUAGUGUAACCAUAAAAAGCACAAAAGCUGCGUUAACUGAGACUAUUCAAUAUUUUGCGCACGAUAAACUGGUACAAACGGAAAAACGAGAUCUGGCGGUGAUUGCACGCGGAAAAAUUCGUCCUGGUUGUCGAGACGAUUGGCAAAAUAAAUCGCUUUACGUUCCACCUUUACCACCAACGAAUUUACGAGGAUGUCAUCUCAUUCGAAUACAGUAUGAUGUUUGUUUUUUAAUUGAGCCAAAAUCAAUGGAAAAGCAGGUAAAACUACAAUUGCCAAUCAUCCUUGGAACGUACCCUUUCAAAACAGAGGAUGGCGACAAUACCAACGAAUGGGCGGAAGCUGUUUUAAAACCAGAAACACAUUAUCCGUCAACGCUGCCUAUUUUUAGACCAUUUGAAACCGAUUCAAAGUGAUAGCGAUAUAGCAACGUUUGUAUGGUGUAACAUUCGGAUAUUUGAAAUGACAUGCAAAGCUGUUUUUUCAUUCGCAUUUCAUAAAAUAAGUAUCAUAGAACGGCAUCAAUACGGAGUGCCAUACCAAACAAGCUAUAACAAAUGUCCAGCAAUAUAUUUAAUAUAUCUGAAACUUGUGAUAAAUAAAAAUCAUGCUACAACUUA